UAAAGUACUGGUGUUGGGGUUGGGGUGGACUCACUAGGCUAUGCUCAGAGCAUAACUGAGCAUGUACAAUUUCAGGAUUUUGUUGCAGUACAAGUAGUAUAGAUUUUAACUACACAAUUUGAACUUCAGCUGUGGAUUUUAAAGUGUCCUAGGUCGAGUCAUCUGCUUCUUGACGGAAUUACUUUUGUUUUCACUUUGUACCCUUCCUACGGUGCAAACUUCAGUAGUCUCUCAAGCUGAUUUACCAUGCCACAUCCACAGGAGGCAUAGAGCCACUUGAUCCGUGAGGUGCAAGGGGAGAUUUGGCAGGAGGAAACCUUAGGUCCCUUACUAAUCAUCAGCUUAGUGAGGAGCCUAGACAAGAAAAAGGAGGCAGAUGCUGAAGGCUUGCCUCAUCUCUUCUGCUGCUUUCCAGGACACACGAGAUAAAUGCUGCAUAAUAAGUCACCAUGAAGAUAGAACAUAGAACGUUUUACCCCUCUUCCAAAAGUGGGGAGCCUACUGACUAAGAAGGAGGCACAUAGCUGGAGUCUUGCCUCAUCUCUACUGCUGCUUCCCAGGACACACAGGAGAUGUAAUGUGUCAAUAAGAAGGAUGCAGGUGACAUGGACAAGAUGGAGGAUUUUAAACUAGUUCUCCUCAUUUUAAGCUACUUUCCCACUGACCUGAAGCUCCUGUAACAUAGUGGGCCCAUGCCAUGUUGAGGAGACAGAGAACUGACUCUUUUCUAACUGUUUUGCUGUGGCUUCUCUUCUUCAUCGCCAUGACAAUGAAACAGGCUUAUGGAGAAUCCAUUUGCAGUCAAGAAAUUCCCAAAAUCGUGCAAAAAUGUAUUGAGGAAGUUCACAAGAUGGAAUCAUUUGAUUGCAGACUUUACACCCCAACUUUAGCUGAUUAUCAGCAGAAAUGCCCCAUGUCCACACUCAAAUGCUUUGAAGCAGAAGUGUAUGUCCUGGUGUUAGAGUCUGGGAGUAAGUUCUUACGCAAGACACAACUAACCAAACGACUGAAUGGCUUGAGAUCCUUGAUAAAACAGAAGGACGGUGCCAACUGUCCACACUGUGAGGUCCACAGAGAGCAGGCAGCAAUCGAUUUCUUAACAACAUUUCUAGAAAUUCUGGAGAAUAUCAACAAUCAGGGGUGUCGGGAGCCAGCCAGCCACUGAGAUGUACAUUCACAUCCAUAGCCAGGAACAUCCAAGGAUUCACAUAAGGGCAGAAGGCUACCUGAACAAUUGCUAAUGCAGCAAAAUACUAUACAUGUAUUGUAAUGUACCAGACCACCGCUAUCUUUCUGAGAGGGAGUAGCUGAGGAUCUGCCGGGGACAGAAGUUGCAGGACAUCCUUGGAAUUGGCAGAGUAUUCCAAGGAUGUCCUGCAUCAGCUCCUUCACUUAGAAUAACACAUAAUUUUGUACAUUGAUGCACAAGUGUUACGUGAAUUAUUUAACAAACUAUUUCAGUGUCUCUGUGCGUCUC
Molecule: messenger RNA, 1477 nt
Organism: Coregonus clupeaformis (lake whitefish)
Lineage: Eukaryota; Metazoa; Chordata; Actinopteri; Salmoniformes; Salmonidae
Product: interleukin-15-like
Exons: 6
Coding region: 698-1165 (155 amino acids)
Biological process (GO): positive regulation of tyrosine phosphorylation of STAT protein; immune response; neutrophil activation
Cellular component (GO): extracellular region
Molecular function (GO): cytokine activity; cytokine receptor binding
Source: RefSeq, a predicted model, not a curated record